AUGCUUCUGAAAGUUUCUUUGUUGCUACUAGCGCUUCUGAAUUCUGGUCUAAGUGCUCCAGCUUUAAAUAACACCCUACCAUCGCAUGUACCCGAAUAUCAGGACUUGUCCUUUGUGGAUAGUAUAGUUGACUUUGUCAGUCACAGCGACCACUUUGCAUUGGAUCCAGAGCCAGUGAUUGAGGUAACCGAGGAAUACGAGAACAAGGAAAAGGAGUCGAGUUCAGAUACCGUGCCAGUAGAAUACGAUGACGUCUCCAAAGCCUCAGAGCAGAAUUCACCGCCACCAGAGAAGGCGAGCCUUGAGGAGCAGGCAAAGCCACCAACCGAAGGUAAUGUGGGUGACACGAUGAAUACCAACGAGACGUUCCGUGGAUCGAACCUAAGGGUCGAGACAGGGCUCUUCUUCGAUGUUGCCAAGGGUAACAAGGAUGACGAUUGUGACGACUCUGAAUCCGACUCCGAUAGCGACUGUGACGACGACGACGACGACGAGCGAAGUUUGCUCAAAAAGAUCCUAUUCUUCUUGCCAGCCAGCUACCAAGCACCGGCGGCGAAACGAUCGCAAGCAGAUCCAACCAUCUACGUUACCACUAACACUGAAUCAGUUGAGCAAGGUACCCUUUCAAACACUAGCCGACACCCAUUACCUCAAGAUAUUGGGAACAUUAACAUCACAUCACAAUUUGUGCCCACGCUCGACGGCUACUAUGAGAGUAUGGAGUCCACGGCCAACAGGGGACGUAUCAGUCUUCUCAGUCUUGCAGCUUGCUUGGCCCUUCUAUGA
Candidozyma auris is the source of this 786-nucleotide messenger RNA. RefSeq lists its product as uncharacterized. The transcript has a single exon. The record is from RefSeq and is a predicted model, not a curated record. The coding region runs from base 1 to 786 and encodes 261 amino acids. NCBI's taxonomy places the organism in Eukaryota, Fungi, Ascomycota, Pichiomycetes, Serinales, Metschnikowiaceae.